Molecule: messenger RNA, 885 nt
Organism: Oryza brachyantha (malo sina)
Lineage: Eukaryota; Viridiplantae; Streptophyta; Magnoliopsida; Poales; Poaceae
Product: vacuolar protein sorting-associated protein 2 homolog 2
Exons: 11
Coding region: 25-714 (229 amino acids)
Biological process (GO): protein transport; endosome transport via multivesicular body sorting pathway; late endosome to vacuole transport
Cellular component (GO): multivesicular body; ESCRT III complex
Source: RefSeq, a predicted model, not a curated record
GAUCCACCAGCGGCGGCGGCAGCCAUGAACAUCUUCAAGAAGAAGGUCGACCCCAAAGAGGCUCUCAGGACUAGCAAGAGGGAGAUGGCGGUUGCUACACGGGGAGUUGAGAGAGAGAUUGGCUCCCUGCAAAUGGAGGAGAAGAAACUAGUUGCAGAGAUUAAGAAAACUGCUAAGACAGGAAAUGAGGCUGCAACCAAAAUCCUAGCUCGGCAACUUGUGAGGCUUAGGCAACAAAUUGUCAAUUUGCAAGGCACGCGUGCACAGAUACGUGGAGUUGCUACUCAUACACAGGCAAUGUACGCAGGCACUUCAAUUUCUGCUGGAAUGAAAGGUGCAAGCAAAGCAAUGGCAGCAAUGAAUAAGCAAAUGGAACCAGCGAAACAGAUCAAGGUUAUGAGAGAAUUUCAGAAACAAUCAAAUCAGCUGGACAUGACGCUUGAGAUGAUGUCCGACGCUAUAGAUGAAACACUCGACAAGGACGAGGCAGAAGAGGAAACAGAAGAACUUACAAACCAGGUUCUUGAUGAGAUUGGUGUUGAUGUGGCUUCUCAGCUGUCUUCAGCUCCCAAAGGACGUAUUGGAGCGACCAACAAGAGAGCUGAGAGCAACCAAGCACGAAAUGCUGCUCCACCGAGAAAAAAUGUUGAACCUGAAUCCUCUGCUGAGGUCGACGACCUGGAGAGGAGACUGGCAUCCCUUCGCCGCAUCUGAACUGCUGAAAAAUAUAUAGUGCAUCUGUGAUUCUAUAUAUGUAAAUUUGUUCUACUUGAAACAUAGUUUGUCUGAAUAUGUGCCAGUAGCUUCUAGUGUUGUAGUUGACGAAAUUGAAGUAACAUAAUUGAACCCAGGUUUGCUGAGCAGUUGAUGAAACCGACAUGCUAA